Messenger RNA from Nicotiana tabacum (common tobacco), 632 nucleotides. Lineage: Eukaryota; Viridiplantae; Streptophyta; Magnoliopsida; Solanales; Solanaceae. The record is from RefSeq and is a predicted model, not a curated record.
AGUAUUAAGACAACAACAUUGAAAGUUCACAUGCAUUGCAACAAGUGUGAACUUGACCUAAAGAAGAGGCUACUCAAACACAAAGGUAUUCAUAAUGUGAAAAUAGACUUUAAAGCUCAAACUAUAACAGUUGAGACAGUCCUUGAGUCAGAAAAAGUUGUGACAUAUGUGCGAAAAAAUUUCCGCAAACACGUAGAAAUUAUAAAGAAGAAAGAGGAGGAAAAAAAGGAAAAAGUUACAGUUGAAGUGAAAACCACAGAAAAAAUUGUUGAACUUAAUGAAGUGAAGAAAGUAGAAGCAAAAAAUAAAGAGGGUGAAGUUUCAUAUUUUGUUCACUAUGUAUAUGCCCCUCAGUGGUUCAGUGAUGAAAAUCCUAAUGCUUGUUCUGUCAUGUAGAUGCAUAUGUCAUGCAGGGAUGCAGGGGACGGACAUAGAGCACAUAUUUCUAGUGUAUUUGUUAUGGUAAACCAAUUUAACUGUGGUAGAGGUUCGGACUCAUACUUAUAAAAUUCAAAUUAUGUAUCCGACAUGAACUUCUUGCAUAUACUUAGCAUUUAACGUGAUAUGUACAAUGAUGUGCGAACUAAUUCUCUUUCAUUGCACAUGUCGUGUGUAUAAGUAAUUUCUUGAUU